Apiotrichum porosum is the source of this 963-nucleotide messenger RNA. RefSeq lists its product as uncharacterized. Bases 1 to 963 code for a protein of 320 amino acids. NCBI's taxonomy places the organism in Eukaryota, Fungi, Basidiomycota, Tremellomycetes, Trichosporonales, Trichosporonaceae. Gene Ontology annotation, biological process: mRNA splicing, via spliceosome. The record is from RefSeq and is a predicted model, not a curated record. Gene Ontology annotation, cellular component: U2-type spliceosomal complex; post-mRNA release spliceosomal complex. The transcript has 3 exons.
AUGCAGGGCUUCAACCGAUACAUUCCGCCAGACUAUGAUCCCAAACAACACUCGACACUAAACAGCUACCAGGGCAAGAAACAUGCCCUUGGUAACCGCGCGUCCAAGAUUGACGAGGGCAUCCUCGUCGUCCGCUUCGAGCUGCCGUUCAACAUCUGGUGCGGAACGUGUAACAACCACAUCGGUGCGGGUGUGCGAUACAAUGCCCAGAAGAGCAAGGUCGGCAAGUACUUUUCGACGCCCAUCUUUGCCUUUCGGUGUAAAUGCCAUCUGUGCUCGGGCUGGUUUGAGAUCCGCACCGACCCCCAAAACUCGCGCUACGUCGUCACCGAGGGAGCCAGGCAAAAGCAAGAAGACUGGGACCCCGAAAAGGAAGGCGGCCACGCCGUGUUCGAUACCGAGGCGCCGAAACCGUCCGAGACCGAGGUGGACGCCUUUGAGGCCUUGGAGAAGGAUACAGACCAGCAGGCGGUAGUGCGCCUCAAGAGGAAUCGACUGGAUGAGCUGGAGGAGGCGAGCGCGCGCCAAAGCGCGGACCCGUACGCCGUGUCCAGGGCUCUGAGGACCAAGUUUCGCGCCGAGAAGAAGGAGGCGCUGGCGAAGCAAGUCGCUGAUGGCGAGAUCCGCGAACGAUACGGCUUGGCAGACGACAUUGAGCUUGGCGACGCGCAGGUGGAUAAGGGCAGUGAGUGGUGGGCUGCUGCGCGCGAGAGACGCGGGUUGCCGGUGGAAGAGAAGAAACCCGAGGACCUGGGCAAAACGAUCAGGAAGAACACGUCCAGGCGGUAUGAUGUGUUCGAUGCCGAACCCGUACAGCGGGUCAGGCUCAAGCGCAAGGUUGUGGAGGACGAGGCGGAGGUCAAAGUGGUUAGAGCCAAGCCUGCUGCGCCGCCUCCGGCACCGACAGCGGCUGUGGGCCUUGGCGGACUCGCUGGUUACGGCAGCGAUAGCGAUAGCGAGUAG